Messenger RNA from Gadus chalcogrammus (walleye pollock), 1288 nucleotides. Its product is annotated as low choriolytic enzyme-like. NCBI's taxonomy places the organism in Eukaryota, Metazoa, Chordata, Actinopteri, Gadiformes, Gadidae. Gene Ontology annotation, biological process: proteolysis. The coding region runs from base 63 to 926 and encodes 287 amino acids. The transcript has 10 exons. The record is from RefSeq and is a predicted model, not a curated record. Gene Ontology annotation, molecular function: metalloendopeptidase activity; zinc ion binding.
UGAAGAGCAAAUCUGUUCAGAUCCUUGGACCUAAAAAGAAGAUAAGAUCGAGGGAUUUCAUCAUGACUUCCUUCGCAACUCUCAUCCUCGUCCUCUCUCUGACUUCAAGUGCUGUCUUCUCCAAUGCUUCGGGUGAAAGAAACAGCACAACAGGGGAGGACGAUGACAACGAACUGGAUAGCUCAGAGCGCGAGACUGAGGCCCCACAGGGUGCCUCCGACCUCAUCGAGGCUGCGAACACCGGACUGGAGCGCUUGAGGAGCGGGCCGCAGAUCAAAUUCGGAGACAUCGCCCAGCCGUCUACGUCCACUCGGAACGCCGAUCCCUGCACGGCCAGGGGCUGCACCUGGCCAAGGAGCUACAGAGGCUAUGUCUAUGUGCCUAUUUACAUCUCCCCAAAAUACAGCAGGGCCGAGCGAAAUGUCAUCAUUCAGAGCCUGGUGGAGUUUCACCGAGUCUCCUGUAUUCGCUUCGUCUGGAGGCGGAGGCAACGGGACUAUCUCUACUUCUGUCCUUUCACCGGGUGCUGGUCCUAUAUAGGCCGCCAGCGAGGACGUCAAGUUAUCUCCCUCCAGCAGCGUGGGUGUGUUUCCCGCGGCAUCGUCCAGCAUGAGAUCCUGCACGCCCUGGGCUUCAACCACGAGCAGUCGCGCUCCGACAGAGACAAACACGUCAGAAUCCAGGCCAACAACGUCCUUCCAGGAAAACUGCACAACUUCGAUAAGGUGAACACCAACAACCUGGGCACUCCGUACGACUACAGCUCCAUCAUGCACUACAGCAGAUUUACGUUCUCCAAGCGGCGCGGAGUUCUGCCCACCAUCGUCCCCAUCCCUGACUCCACGGCAGUCAUCGGACAAGCCACCAAGAUGAGUGGCAACGACAUCAAACGACUGAAUAAACUCUACCGGUGCCGUGGCUACUGAGCUGAAGACAGGAUUCAAUGCUCUGAUGGACGACACAUUCGCUGGCACCCUCUCCUUUACGUUUAAAAUCGAAUGGGAUCAACACUUUGGUCUUUCCUCCCUUCUGUUAUUCCCUUUACUAAAUCCAGCGCAUAUGGAUCCCACCCAGCUAUACCUAAUUGUCCUUGGAAGACUUCCAUCUUGUAUUUUAACGGGAAAUGAUUUGUUUUUCUGGCCUUUCUAUGACAAACUGUUUUUAAAUGGGCUUGCUUAGUUUGUAAUGACUUCUUAGGGAUGACCUUGAGGUAACCCCCCUACCCCCCUUUACUGUCUUAAUACAUCAUUAAUAAAUGCUGUUUAAAAAAGAAAAAACCUGGCUUGCA